Molecule: messenger RNA, 313 nt
Organism: Podarcis lilfordi (Lilford's wall lizard)
Lineage: Eukaryota; Metazoa; Chordata; Lepidosauria; Squamata; Lacertidae
Source: the annotation of a GenBank genome assembly
AUGGCGGGGAAGAGAGAGAUUACGGUAUUUGCAAAGCGCAAGUUCCCCGAGAGCGCCAAAAGAAGGGAACAGUCCAACUUUGCUCCUGAAAAGCUCCCGCUGGAAAAUUCCCGCACAGAAAAAGUGGGGGGGGGGGACAGAAAAAGGGAAAGUAAACCCCCUCCCCCCAUGGGCGGGCAGCAGUUUGCCCCGCCCCGGUGCAAUUUAGCCUUCCUUCCUCACUGUCUCAUCCUGGCGCCCUGCCACCGCGUAGAGACGUCCCUGGGUCCCGGACUCCCGCUGAUGGGCACCCCUGAUGGGCGCGUGCCGUGGC